AACACAAUCAUAGUGCAGUAAUAAAUGAUUUCAGCAAAGGCCCUCACAUGUUCUAUCUUUCGAUUGUGUAAUGUCGUUUAUAAACCGAAUGCUCACACCAUCCGGCGAGGCCGUGGUGUGGUAUGCUGGGAACGCUGUGUUGUCAAAAAUGCCGGGAACAGGUAUUUAAGUACAUAGUUUCUAUGUCUGUUUUGAAUAGUCACUAUAAUGUUAAACCUGAUAGGUGUUAAAUGGUGAAGACUCUGUGUUUUAAUUAUCAGCAUGAUAUAAAGAAACGGUGUACAAAUACUGAGCCUGAUAUACGGAAUAAAGGGUCGAUUACUGAGCGUGUUCUAAUACUGAGCCUGAUAUAAGGAGUCGGUGUUCUAAUACUGAGCCUGAUAUAAGGAGUCAGUGUUCUAAUACUGAGUCUGAUAUAAGGAGUCAGUGUUCUUAUACUCAGCCUGUUAUAAGGAGUCAGUGUUCUUAUACUCAGCCUGUUAUAAGGAGUCAGUGUUCUAAUACUGAGCCUGAUAUAAGGAGUCAGUGUUUUUAUACUCAGCCUGUUAUAAGGAGUCAGUGUUCUUAUACUCAGCCUGUUAUAAGGAGUCAGUGUUCUAAUACUGAGCCUGAUAUAAGGAAUCAGUGUUCUAAUACUGAGCCUGAUAUAAGGAAUAAGUGUUCUAAUACUGAGCCUGAUAUAAGGAGUCAGUGCUCUAAUACUGAGCCUGAUAUAAGGAGUCAGUGUUCUUAUACUCAGCCUGAUAUAAGGAGUCAGUGUUUUUAUACUCAGCCUGUUAUAAGGAGUCAGUGUUCUUAUACUCAGCCUGUUAUAAGGAGUCAGUGUUCUAAUACUGAGCCUGAUAUAAGGAAUCAGUGUUCUAAUACUGAGCCUUAUAUAAGGAAUGAGUGUUCUAAUACUGAGCCUGAUAUAAGGAGUCGGUGUUCUUAUACUCAGCCUGAUAUAAGGAGUCAGUGCUCUAAUACUGAGCCUGAUAUAAGGAAUGAGUGUUCUAUUCAUACUGAGCCUGAUAUAAUGAGUCAGUGCUCUAAUACUGAGCCUGAUAUAAGGAACGAGUGUUAUAUUCAUACUCAGCCUGAUUAAAGGAGUCAGUGUUCUUAUACUCAGCCUGUUAUAAUGAGUCAUAGCUCUAAUACUGAGUCUGAUAUAAGCAAUCAGUGCUCUAAUAAUGAGCCUGAUAUAAGUAGUCAGUUGUCUAAAACUCAGCCUGAUAAAAGGAAUAAGAGUUCUAAUACUGGGCCUGAUAUAAUGAGUCAGCGUUCUAAUACUCAGUCUUAUGUAAGGAGUCAGUGUUCUAAUAAUUAUCCCGUUAUAAGGAAUAAGUGUUAUAAUAAUGAGCCUGAUAUAAGGAGUCAGUGUUCUAAUACUGAGCCUGAUAUAAUGAGUCAGUGUUCUAAUACUGAGCCUGAUAUAAGGAGUCGGUGUUCUUAUACUGAGCCUGAUAUAAGGAGUCGGUGUUCUUAUACUGAGCCUGAUAUAAGGAGUCGGUGUUCUUAUACUGAGCCUGAUAUAAGGAGUCGGUGUUCUUAUACUGAGCCUGAUAUAAGGAGUCAGUGUUCUAAUACUGAGCCUGAUAUAAGGAGUCAGUGCUCUAAUACUGAGCCUGAUAUAAGGAAUGGGUGUUAUAUUCAUACUGAGCCUGAUAUAAUGAGUCAGUGCUCUAAUACUGAGCCUAAUAUAAGGAAUGGGUGUUCUAUUCAUACUAAGCCUGAUAUAAGGAGUCGGUGUUCUUAUACUCAGCCUGUUAUAAGGAGUCAGUGUUCAAAUACUCAGCCUCAUAUAAGGAGUCAGUGUUCUAAUACUGAGCCUGAUAUAAGGAGUCAGUGUUCUAAUACUGAGCCUGAUAUAAGGAGUCGGUGUUCUUAUACUCAGCCUCAUAUAAGGAGUCAGUGUUCUAAUACUCAGCCUCAUAUAAGGAGUCAGUGUUCUAAUACUCAGCCUCAUAUAAGGAGUCAGUGUUCUAAUACUGAGCCUCAUAUAAGGAGUCAGUGUUCUAAUACUCAGCCUCAUAUAAGGAGUCAGUGUUCUAAUACUGAGCCUUUAAUAAGGAUUAGGUGUUAGUAUAAUUAGCCUGAUAUAAGGAGUCAAUGUUCUAAUACUGAGCCUGAUAUAAGGAGUCAGUGUUCUAAUUGUCAACCUGAUAUAAGGAGUCAGUUUUCUAAUGCUGAACCUGAUAUAAAGAUAAGUGUUCCCAUACUGAGCCUGAUAUAAGGAAUAAGUGUUCUGAUAUAUAGCCUUUUAUAAGAAAUCAGUUUUCUUAUACAGAACCAGAUAUACGGUAUCACUGUUCAUGUAAACACGUGUUGACAAGAAAAGUUAUUUAAUCGUCUUGUAAGGUUAUACUUGUCGGUGCUACUACUUAUCAAUAUUAUAUUGAGUAUUUGUUCAUUUUGUUUCAAACCGUCAACAACGCACACGAAUGAAUGGAAGUUGUCAUCACAUACCGGCCACAUACACCACACCGUACGUGCGGCUCGUGAUGAUUGGAUUUCUUUCGUGGAUACGAGGCAUCCCGGUGUUCUCUUAAUAUCAGGGCAUAGGCGAUUAUCUUCAGGAUACACAAAAUGCUGUCUGACGUCACAUUAACAGGUUUCGGGAUGCACAUCUGUAUGACGUUACAGGUUGUCGUUUCAAGGGUGACAACUCGUAUGGGCUCCACAAGCAAUAAAGAAAGUGUCAACUGUCCCUGAUUCUACCCACAUACAUCGCCAACCCGGCUGCACUAGAUAUUCUACUGGGUUACUGAGGGGUCUCCGAUCACGCACUCGGAGAUUUACGUAAGUUCACGAACACUGAGGUCCACACCGAGGCCAAACCGCUCCACCUUGAUGCUUUACUGACUGGUCAGAUCCUGUCAGUAGGACUCCAUCACAUGACAGACGGACGGAGUUUCCUGUAGAUAGCCCCACGAACUUCAGCUCAACAACCUUGAACAUACACUGAACAAAACUAUGUCAUACUAACCUACAUUUGAUUUCUUUUUAGAAAACGAUUGUCGAUUUCGUGGAAUUGAUGAUAUUAUCAAAAUGGCCCGCGUACCUAUAUAUAUCGAACGCUACACCGAGCGUGACCGCCGGGGCAUGCGGAUAAUAACUUUGGCUUUCAAGGUAUACACACUAGGAAGUCACGCCACCUGUGUGCAAGGUAUACACACUAGGAAGUCACGCCACCUGUGUGCUGCAGGUAUACACAAUAGGAAGUCACGCCACCUGUGUGCUGCAGGUAUACACACUAGGAAGUCACGCCACCUGUGUGCAAGGUAUACACACUAGGAAGUCGCGCCACCUGUGUGCUGCAGAUAUACACACUAGGAAGUCACGCCACCUGUGUGCUGCAGGUAUACACACUAGGAAGUCACGCCACCGGUGUGUUAGGUAUGCACACUAGGAAGUCACGCCACCUGUGUGCUGCUCCUGCUGCUCGGGGAGGAUAAAACAUCAAGAAGCAUGGAAAAUGCAGAGAAGCAAUUUGGCUCUCUUUUCUGACAAACUCCUCGCAGCGGUUAUCUCCCCACGGCCACUAUCGAUAACCACUAACAUUACAAGAAAAUCCACCCAGAUAUUGAAUGAUUUUUUAUGCGAUACACUUGAAAUGUGAACGUGGAAUAUUGAUAUGCAUGCUGGGACAACUUGGAUCGCUGUGCUAUAAAAACAAAUUCAGGUUACAACCUGGACACGUGACAUUGACAACAGCAACAUCACACAGUAAUAGCUAAGCACAGAUUAUUGCUAUUGGAUGCACAGGAGCCCACUAAGCUUCGCGCAGGAUAAUCAGGAAGGUCAGCAUUGAACGCGGGAGUGCACAGCAGGUAUAGACCGGACAUUAUAAGACUACUACCAUGACUGUUGAAGAUCUUGAGACAGGUCUGAGAGAGCAAUGUGCAUACUGCAAAGCAAGGUGCAACAGUGCCCUGAGCCCGAAUCGUGCCGUCACCAUCUGCACAUGCAUUGUGACGCUUGUAGCGGUGGCGGUGGUGGGUGCUCUCCUCCUCCGAACGGGCUCUGAUAUCCGGCAGUGUACAACACUGAUAAACAGAAUGCAACACGAUUUACGAAAGGCGCAAUUCAAAAUAAGAAGUCUUGAGACUGGCUUAAAAAAUGUUCAGAUUAAAAGUACUUUAAACGAUCUCAAACAUAAAAUAGUAUCAGAAAGUGACCGUAGUUACAUGUUACUCAAUGAGCUGAUCGUUGCAAUAAACGACGAUGGUGAAAGUGAAAGUGCGGAAGCAAGCGAUAAAGAAUACGAUAAUCUUGCAGUGCCGUCUAGUAUAUCCGUGAAGAGUCCAAAGAAUAACGACUCGUCGGGUCGUAUGAGAGAACCUUUCUUUGCUGAAAAGACUGGGUACGACGAUUCAAAAGAUUUCCUGACGCGCUUAUUAUUACGCCAAAAGCGAUCUGAUGCAGUGUCCAGUGCAAGAAACCCACAGGCGGAACGACCAAAGGUAACCAAAACCCAGGGUGACAAGGGAAAGAAGAAUGGAAAAAACAAGAAACAGAUGCGGCUGCCAGCUAUACAGUUAGUGGGUGGGGGUCCAGUCAGCCCCAGACAAGACAAAACAGAUCUGAAAGGGCUCUGGCACCUGGACUUGGUGAACCCAGACUUGGCGACCUCAGGCGUUUUAAAGAAUGCCUAUCAGGCCAACAACGAUGGGAGGAUUCAUAUCGCCAAGAGUGGAGUCUACCUCAUGUAUGCCCAGAUUACGCUCACUCACCAGAACAAGAUAGGUUAUCAUGUGUUGAGAGGCACCCAGGACCAGCGGGAAAUCCUCACCACGUGCACGCACAUCACCAGCUAUAUCCGGCCCAGCAGUGAGACCACCGACGACAGGCCGGAUCCUGCGUCAUGCACCACCAUCAAAAUAGUCAAGCUUUACGAGAAUGAUAAAGUUUUUAUUGAAGAGAUCCCAUCAAAUACUGCAGCCAAUUAUUCCAAGACAACUAGCUUCUUUGGAUUAAUAAAAAUUGACGACAUCCAAUGAACUAAAUAAAAGAAACACCAUUUUAUUCCUGGGUACACCUGAGCACAAUGGUUUUGCGGGACACAAUUCUGUUAGUUUAUUGACGUCUAUUCUUUCAAAUGGCAUUCAUACAACAUGACUAUAGAGGCUUGGAAAGUUGGAAACGUUGCUUUGGUUGCAAGUUUUGAUUUGUUGUAUGUGAAACAUGUUCAUCCACGUAUGCGUUCAGUGUUUGUUAGCUUCGUGUUUGCAAUCGUGAUACAUCGACUAUCUUCGCAAUCCUCGAAAUUAAGCAAUAAAUCGUUUGCUGAUUCAGAGUGCCGUGUUUGAUGAAUUCGGUUUGUCGUUAUACGCUGUAUCGUCUGGACUAGCUGUACAGUGACCACUUGUAGACGACAGUUUGAAGACAGGCAAAACUGUAGUAGAGGGCGGAAUCUGUUAAACGCGUGUCCAUUUUCAGUACAAUUGGAAGGUGUGUUUUGUUAUUUUUUAAGCAUAUGCUAACCCAUGUAUACAUAAAGUAGUACGUUUUUCAUUAUUAUUUUAUCAAUGUCUCUCUCUUGGUCUUUGGAGAAAUAUAGGUGUUACAGGUAUAAUAUUUAGGCUAUUAGCAACAUUUUUAAAUUGGUGAUUAUGUUUGCCAUUCUGCAUAAUAAUAUUAUUUAUAUACGCUUAUGUGUGUAUAAGUUGUUUGAGAUGAGUAUCGAUCGCAUUUAAAGGGGCCUUUUUAAGUUUUGGUAAAGUAACACAAUUAAAAAAUAUAUUUUUCAGAUUAUCACAUUUUCCGUGCAGAUAUGAUAUUUGUGAGGAAACAGUUAUACUGAACAUUUACCGUGCUCUAAAAUAUCCAUUUUAUUUUUUUUAAUAAUUAUAUUUAUCAAUAUAAAUCAUUUAAUGUAAAACUUCAGUACAUGCCAAAAUCUGUAAAAAGGUCCCUUUAACAAACUUAAAAGACAAGCUAGGGGAUGUUAUCUUUGGUAUGUAAAGCUGUUGUUAACUUUUAAUCUCAUGUUGCGUAGGGUUUUAUUAAUACAUUAAUGUACAUAUAUGCCGGUUUAUUAUUUCUUAUCAUUAUGUUCAUUGAAAUCUAAGCAUUCACAUGCUCGACCAUAUAUAAACUGCAGUAGUUUUGAAAAUGCGUAAUCUUUGGUAUUUACCUUUCAUGUGCAUGUGUAUUACUAUGUCUGUGUCAUUGUUUGCCAAUAUUGACAAUGUGCAAUAUUAAAAGAUUUUGUUUUGUA
This is a messenger RNA of Dreissena polymorpha, 6199 nucleotides long. RefSeq lists its product as uncharacterized. Bases 3840 to 4979 code for a protein of 379 amino acids. Gene Ontology annotation, molecular function: tumor necrosis factor receptor binding. NCBI's taxonomy places the organism in Eukaryota, Metazoa, Mollusca, Bivalvia, Myida, Dreissenidae. Gene Ontology annotation, cellular component: membrane. The record is from RefSeq and is a predicted model, not a curated record. The transcript has 9 exons. Gene Ontology annotation, biological process: immune response.